Messenger RNA from Bactrocera oleae (olive fruit fly), 9772 nucleotides. Its product is annotated as serine-rich adhesin for platelets. NCBI's taxonomy places the organism in Eukaryota, Metazoa, Arthropoda, Insecta, Diptera, Tephritidae. The record is from RefSeq and is a predicted model, not a curated record.
AUGCGGACGCUGAAGCGAUUCGGACGUAGAACUUGACUUGAACGGCAAGCAUAAAAACGUUUCGCAGCGACGACAGCAGAAGCAGUGCAUGUGAGCAACAGCAACAACAGCAACAACAGUAGCAACAGUGACAGUGACUAGACUUAAAAGACUGUUGUGCUCGUAAUAAACAAAAAUAGCAACAACAACAAAAGCAUAGCUCGUUCGACUGCUCUAAACGAAUUAACGAAUUCGCAGAAUUUUGGCGUUUUUCUUGUCAAUUUUCGGUGUUGAGAAUUUUCGUUUGUAAUUUUUUCGUAACAAAGCAUUUUUUCAUGUAUUUUUGAUUUACAAGCAGUCUGCUUUUGCUGCUUAACGUUGUGACAAAACGUGCGCGUUAAGAAAAAAUUAUUAAAACAAAUUGCAAAAAAAAAAAAGCAAAAGUAAAAGUCAAUGCAAUCAGCGACAAACGAGUUAAGCAAGCAUUGGGAACAAUUUAAAAAAUAUAUAUAAAUUGUUAAUUGCUAAACGUGCAUUUGUAGGUGUGUAGCGAGUGUGUGCGAAAAAAGUUCAAAGUGCUGACAAAGUAAACACACAGCUGAAAACCGAUUUAAGGACAUUCUAAACCAACUACAACAAAAAAGGCCGCGACCUGCUAAAUAAAGCAGAUAUUUUAAAUAAAUAUUCGAACCAGUCAGUUAGAUUCAGUUUUCAGAGUGUGUGCCGCAAGCCUUUUUAAUAUAGCAAAUAACAGCAGAAUAGGAAUAAUUAAAAUAUCAAUAUUUUUCACAAAAAAUUUCACAAAUUUGAAAUUAAUUAAAAGCGCGCUGCAGUUUGUAACAGAACGAAAAAAAUACAACAAAAAGUAGUAAGCGUUCGUCGUAAUUCGCACACUUGGUCAAGUGAACGGCAAGGAAUUUAUGGGCAGCGCAAGCAAACAUAAUUAAGCACAAAUAAGACAAAAAAAAAACAACAAAUUUUAUAAAACAAAACAACACACGCAAAGCACAAAAAGCUGCUUAAAACUCAAAUCAGUCAGUUAGUUAGUUAAUCACUCAAUCAGUCAGCAGACUCUAGCAUUCAGAGCAGCGAUAAAAAGCCACUAAACUUGUACAAUACAAUGCGCAAACACAUUGCAGCCAUACUUUUGCCAAACAAUUACACAUUUUAAAGUGCUUAAACACAACAACGACAACAACAACAAUAUUUAAAAAAUAAAACUCAAAAAGCGGUAUUUUUAAAAACAUUUGCAUUAAAUAUAAAAUAAUAAUAAAACACUAAGACGUGAAACAACGAAAUUGUGCCAAAAACAACAACAACAGCAACAAUUUAACCGUAUAACGUUGUAAAUUGUGUGCAAAAUCGCACAGCGCAUCCGCGAUACUCAGCUGCCUUGUACGCUAACAGAAUUUCGAAUGCGACUCCAAGUGCUUUAUGUGUGACACACUGCGAAAUCCGCAAAUAAACAAAUCACAACAAGACGUAUAUUGCGAAAAAACGACAAAAAACAACAACAAUAAAAAACGACUUAAGUUCGUCUUAAAAGUCGCGUUGAAACAUCUUCAGUUGGUGGCGACUUUCCACAUAAAAAUUUUCUCGCCAAAUAAAUAAGCCACCGACUUGGCACUAACUGCAUUUUGAAAACCACAAACAACGCGCUGCACAAAAAAGAACAGCAGCAACAAAAAACAACAGCGAAAAACAAACAAAAAAUUAAAUUGUAAAAAACCGAAAAAUACAAAAUAAAAAUAAGUAAAAACACAUAAACCAAGCAAAAGCAUCUUCGUUGGAAUUUCAAAUACAAUAAAUUUGGGAUUAACCAGCUGCAUUAAUCGGCAACGGCGGCGUCAACGGAAAUCGCUGGUUCAAUGUUGCGUCUGCAUUUUGUUGCCAGUAAACAACAGUAAGCAGUAAACAGCAAGCAGCCUUCAAGCGGUUCAGCGGCAAUUGCAAACAUUUACAGUUUUCCGCCGUUACAUUGCCAGCUGCCAGCAACAUUUCACACGCAACUUGCACUCGCUCUACUCUUGUUCCUUCACGCUCCUAUCCUUAAGCCAGCAGCGCGCUGCAGAAUGCAUUCGCUUGCUAAAAGAAACUGUAUUUCAACGAAACUUUGUACCGUUGUGUCAGCGGUAUUACCAUUAUGAAUCACCGCGUGACGUGCACGUGAAUCAUAAAGGGCGAAAAGCAUUUAGGUGGUAUCUUAUUCCCCUUUUGUUGUUGUCUUAUUUGAAUACCAAAUUUACGUGGAUCUUAAGUGCAGAAGCAGCAGCAGCAACCACAGCAGCUGCUAAGAUUGGAGAGGUCGGAGGAUCAAAAGUGAUCUUUGGUACGACGCUCAAAAUUUGCGUGGGCAAUAGCGGAAAAUAUUGUCGGGGAGACGUGCAAAAUUAAGUCAAGUGCAUAAGCAGCAAGGCGCUGGUGAAUUCUUAUCGUGAGAACGUUAUGGCAUCACAUUUCAGUUGGUUCGUCAAAUUACUCUUCCUGCUAUUGAUGUUGGCGCGAGCACCGACGAUCGACACACGGCCCGCCAGCGCAGCACCAACAGUCGAUCUUAUUGCGGGGAAUGAGUUUCUCAAGUUGCUUUUCGAACGUGAUGAAUCACAGCGCGAAUUGCAUAGCGGCGAGCACGAUGCAAGCGAACGCGUGGUGCGCGGACUGGAAGCGCGUAGCGGCAGCAGCAGCAGCGGCAGCACAGGGGCUGCUGGCGAAAGGCGAGUGACGCGCGCCGAUCAUUACCAGUCGACAGGCGCUGCAACUACGCAGUCAAGUGAUUUGGGUAAUAGAGGCGCGGCGGCGCGUAGCCUUAGUUAUAAGAGUCGUAAUGUGCAGAACGAAGCGACAGCGACAACGACGGCGAAAACAACGCACGCUGAAGAGGGCAAACAAGUGGUGAAGUUGGUGACAUCAGGCAGUAAAAUUGUGUUCCUCGAAGAGUACGACGACAAUGACGCCAUUGUGGAUGCAGUGGCGCGUGACAUUGAUCUAAAAAAAGAAAAUACUGAAACACAUAGUAAACUUACUUCAAAGUCAAUCGCGACGGAACAAGUGCACAUGCAUGAAAAAUCAAAUCCUAGCGAUGAAGUCAAGGUAGUGGCGGUGAGCGUGUCAUCAUCGAGCAAACGUGGUGGCCAAAGUCGCACAACAAACAAUCAAUAUCACAUAGCUGACACAGAUAUGUCAAAACAGAGCAAUAAAUAUUCCGAGACACGUGCAUCAAUGCCACACACAGAUAUAAUGCGACAGCCGUACAAGCAAGCACCACAUGACAACAGCGCUGACAAAAGCCACAGCGUUGACAACAUGUCCACCAUGACGGCAACACUAACAACAACAGCGCCAACUGCGACAAUGACUGCAUCAGCUACCUCAACGAUGGACGACUUUGUGAAUCGUUCACACAAAAGUGAAUUCUCAAUUGAGGAAGCCGAACCGUUGACAAUGUCGCCACAAAAGUUGCGCGGCGCACCGCAACCAGCACGCGCUAAUAGUCCGCGCUCACUGCACACGCCACAUGCCGUGAGUGGACGUGCCGUUAAAAUGGCUGCCAACUUGGAUGUGGUCGACUCGGAGAAUAGUGCCUCAACCAAUAUACAAAACGUGUUGGCAGCGCCACUAACGCAGUCCGCUUCCACACGCACCGCACCAGCUGCAUAUCAGAAUGGCAGCAACAAACGUAACGGCACGUCCGCACCCAUAAAUCACAGCAUUGCAAAUGCAGCGCGUUCACAUGUCAACACGCAAAUUAGUGGUGAUGAUGACAUGAGCGAUACCGUUAUGCGCGACACGUCCGCAGCGGUGGCCCGUGAUGAUGCCGCCAACGCUGAUAUGGAUGAAAAAUUGUUGCCCUUCCAAACGGUGAUCUAUCACAAUACCAAGGAAGGACACGGCCCACAGUCCCGCUCCAUAUCGUAUAGUUCGUUGUCACAGAAUGUGGAAGAUUUACAUGCGUGGCGGCAUACGGGCAUUUUGGCCGAAGCACAGCGCAAUGUUAGCGAGAGCUUGAAGCCCAUACAUAGUGCACAAUUGGCGCAUAACUCAGAACCAGCGAAAUUUUAUUCGGUGCCAUCGAAAAUGUACAGCGAGCCGUCGAAAUUUUACUCCGAACCAGCUAAGGUAUAUUCCGAACCGUCUAAAGUUUACGGUGAGCCCGAGAAGUUUUAUUCCGAACCCGCUAAAGUAUAUGGCCAACCCUCCAAGUUUUACUCUGAACCAGCAAAAGUAUAUUCACAGCCUGCUAAAGUCUAUGGUGAACCGGCGAAAACUUAUUGGUCACCAAGUGCUGCCGGUGCUGCUGUAACCACUUCAACGUCUACGUCCAGCUCUACAAGCAGCUCAACUACAAUCUCAACUACGACUACACGCCCUGGGCGUUACAUGCCCUCACGCCGACCCGCCAUUGUGUCACGCAUCGCUUUCGGUGAGGCACAAACCUCAACAGCAGCACCACCACAGCUUUUAGAUGAACAUCCACCAGUCACAAUCUCGUCAAUUCCCACUAACCAGCAUCAACAGCAACAACACACGCAUCACACACGUUUCCAUUCGCAUACUCAUAGCCAUAGUCAAAGUCACGGUGCGCAUAGUUCGCAUGGUGCACAUGAUUCACAUAGUUCGGUGCAUACUCACUUGCAUACUCCAGCCAACAGCCAGUCACACGCUGAAGCAGCCACGCAACCUGCCCAAUCGCUAUCACAAUCACAGUCACAUUCCGCGCAAUCGCAACCACGUCGGGUACUCUUCAACUUGGAUAAAUUGCCAUAUGAUUUAUUGAAUGCGCCGCAAUCACCGCAACAUCUCUUGGAUCCCGACUUCUCGCACAGUCCACCGGCGGCUGUUACCUACUCAUCGCCCCGACAACGACAAUGCUUGGAGUCCGCCUUCUCGGCGUCGUUGUCUCAAUCAGCCUUGCAACAGCAACAGCAGCAGCAACGUCAAUAUUCGUCAUUGUCGGACCAACAUUCUAAUCAAAAUGCCAAAGGAUUGCCUAAUCGAGAUCUAGUCAAGUGUGUUUCCAAAUACAACCAACCAUUAGCCACAUCAACGGCCACAACAGAAAGCAACCACAAUGGCGAUGACGACAAUAACGACAACGACGACGGCGGCUUGUACACGCCGACCCCAGAGCAAAAUUACGAAAUUGAAGAGUCCGUAAGUGUUAUGACAAACGGACGAGCCCACGGUAUACAAGGCAAUGCGGCGAUGACUACAACGGCCAGACCGUUUGCAAUGCGCACCACGAAAUUCCCCAAUCGCGGUGCGAUACACCAUCAACAACAGCACCAACAACAACAUCAUUAUCAUGGCAACGCCAACACAAAUGCCAAUAUAGACAACAACUAUGAUGAUAAUGUGGCGAAUAUAGGUGGUUUGGAUGACGAUGGCAUUGCUGGGGAUGGCAGUAAAACCGGCGGCGGCGACGACGACGACGAUGCCAAGGUGGCGUAUGUGGUCGAGGGACGUAACUAUCGCAAAUAUCGCGUGGAAGAGAAGACCGAUGACGGUUUCAUUGUUGGCGAGUACGGUGUGGUUGACCAUAAUGAUGGUAAUUUACGUGGCGUACGUUACACCGCCGAUUCGACCAUCAAUCGCAGUCUGAUACAAAAGGCGUUGUUGACAUUUCUUAAGCUCAAGUAGUCAAAUGGACAGCGAAAGGUGAUGUUGGUGGCACAGCGCUGUCAUGGCGUACGGCAAAUGGUGGUAAAGGUACAUACUCACUUAUAUGGUGGUUGGUGAUGCGUAAAACGUAUAGCGGUGGGCGGCAAUGUGCGGUGCGUGUGCGCAGGCGCCGAAAUCAGCGCAUGAGUCUGCAAGCACAUCUCUCUCUCGGUAGGUUAAGGGUAGUGAGUUGCUGACACGCGGGUUGUGUGGUCAUCAAAAUAUUAUAUAUACUGAGCGUCACGCGUUGCCGAAGCGGCAUCGGUUUGCGUGCCCAAAAGUUAGAGUGUAUGCUGACAGUUAAACGUCAAAGCCGACGCCGACGCUAUGAAAGCUAUGUGCGCCUAUUCGCAAACAGCGUGUCGUUAAGCGCAAAGUAUUUCUUGUCUAUUCCUUGUGAGUUAUUCACAAUUUUAUUUUGUUUUUUAUUUUUUACAAUUUUAUUUUCGUAUUUUGUACUUUUGUUUAAGACGCAUUAGACAAGCUGAAAAAUAUGUGAUCCAAGUCGUACUGUAGGUAGUUUAACUAGGAAGGAAUACACUAAUACAUAUAAACUUAUAAAGAAUCUUUAGAGUAUACAACUAGCAUACUUAGACACAAAUACACACUUACAAAUACAUAUACAUUUAUAAGCGUAUACUUAGCGUUAAUUUUUUUAUAGCUUAUAAAAUGUCAAUACUGCGCAUUGAUUGCAAUCGUUUGUGAAUUUAAUUUAUUAUAGUUUUUUGUAUAUUUUAUUUUUUUUUAAUAUUUAUUUUAUUUUUUUAUACACACAGCACUUACCAGCGUACAUAUGUGUGUAUGUAUGCAUGUGUAGUUGUUAGAGUUUAGUCUUCGUUUUAGUUAACUCAUGUUUAGUGAUUUAUUGCAGAUGAAAACCACUUGCCAUAAAUUUCCGUAGCAAAACCAAACAAAACACAAAAACAAACAAAAAAAUAACAAAGACAAAAAUUCAAAAAAAAAACUAUUCGUAUUUGUAAUUUAGUAAAAGUGUUUUAUUCUUAAAUAUAUAUGUAUAUAUAUAUUAUUUAAAAUAUACAACUGCUUAGUAUAAGCUACACAAGUUUGUUUGUUUGACUUAGUUCAAACUCAUAAGUAAUUGCAACAAGUCGAUAUUUUUCUACACGGACCAUCAGUGUCCACAAUUAAAGCUAAUAACUAUUUAUAUGUAGCAGUAAUUGUUCGAUUUAGCAUUCAUUUAAGCGGUAGACAAUUGUUAACAUUAAACGAGAUUAUUUAGUGACAAAAUCUUUACUUGUAAGAUUUAUCAGAUGAUCGUGUUUUCUUAGAAAAACAUGGAAACUUGAAUCGAACAAAUUUAUUUAGACAAAAAUUGAAAGGCAAAUAAUAUGAACAUAUGUCAGCGGUAAAUAAAUUUUACAUAAAUACAUAUCAGUUGUAAAUAAAAAUUUUAGUUAAUUGCACUGUUGCAAAUUUUUUAAUACAAAAAAAUUUUUUUUAAAAUAAUUAACGAUGCUAUGAUUAAAAAUUAAAGUUUCAUUUUGCACUCCAAGAUAUCUGGGAUUAAAAAUUUAAAAUAUUAUUUUUUGAUUAGAAUGAACGUGAUAAAAUGUUAAUUCGAAAACAAAUUCUUUUAUUAAUUCUUAACAUAUAAUUGAGAUUGAAAUUUUUAAUUUUUAUUUUCAAUCCGGUAGUUGGGAUUAAAAAAAGAUUUUUAAUUUUUAAUCUGGUUUUUGGAAUUAAAAUUUUUUUUAAUCCGAUUAUUGGGUUUUAAAAUUUUUUUGUAAAUUCCAUAUUUGGAUUUACAAAAUAAAAAAAAUUUUAAUUCAAUUAUGUUUUUAAUGCAUUAUGCAAGUUUUAAUGCAACCAGGGUUGCAGAUUAUAUGAAAUCGUUACGCUUUCAUUUACAAUAAAAACUAAUCGUAAAAAGGUUAUAUAAGUACUAGACAUAUAUUAGCGACACAGCGUAUGAAUAUUCUUGGUAUGAGUAGAUAAUAAUUUAGAACUGUUUAGUAGAUUACACGAUGUCAAUGCCGUCGAUACGUUAUCAUAACAAUGACCGAUAUUAUUUUGCCAUUAUCGUAGCUACCUUAAUGAAUAAAAUGCAAAUUUAAAUACAAGCAUUCCCAUUCAGUCUACUGCUGUGAUCAAAAAAAAAGGUGAAUUUGUUUAUAAAAUAUAAAUUCUUUAUUUAAUCUUCUAAAUCAAUUUCAUCCCCAUCAAAGCAAUUUGUCAGUCCUCGAAACAGUCGGAAUAGUAUUUUUCUGAUAGAGCUUUCGAGACCUUCUUCAAUUAGGUUCUUAUAUCCACAAUCGUGUUAAAGCGGUGCCUUUUGGGUUUGCUGAAUUGCCAGAAGUCGCACCGAGCCAAGUCACGAGAAUACGUUAGUUGCGGAACGAUCUGAGUCGAAAACCGAGUAUGACAUGGUUAAUUUUCGUGAUAAGGGAUCCCAUAAUUUCGGCCGUUUCAGACGAAUAUCACGUUUGCAUUGGUCUUUUCAGUCUUGCUUCACCAAUGGCACGAUAUUUACUCUGAUCAUUCCUGAUAGUCAGACAGCAAAGAUGCACACACAUCAACGCGACGCCUUUUUUCCAAAAAAUGGCACCAAUUGAGACUUGACAGACCUAGCUUUAAAUAAAAAUUUCACCUUACUUUCUGAUAACAGUACAACAUGAAGAAUCUAUAGAAACCCUCAUCUCUCGAAUAACAUUCAUGAACACACAGCAAAAGCUCGGCGAAACAUUUAUCAAGGGUAUACCCAAAAAAAUCAAAUAUUUCAUCGUUAAUUCAAGUGUCCUCUCUUAAGGUUCAGUAGUAGUAAUAAAGAAUAUUAUUAUUGCAAUUUUUUCCACCAAUUCAGCACGAUUACUAGCUUCCGGACGACCUGGUCUUUGGAUGUCAUUUAAAUUUAAACUACCAUUUUUAAAUCGUGUAGAGCAACGUAUAAACUUGAGUUCGACUCAUCAAUUCGUAUGUUCCAGAGAAUUGUUAUUUAGGCUUAAUACAAAAUUUUAUAUUUGCUCUUUGUAAAAAUGAAACAAUCGCUUGACAAAUGAUGAAUGUAUAUUUUUAAAGUUGCAAAUUUUCAAUAGAUAACGUCGCAUAAAUAUAAAGUUCGGUUAUUUUUUGGAUACACCUAAUACCUGAUGACCAUCAUCAGGAACUUUAUUUGCCAAUAUACUUAUUAUGGAUCUUUGCAGAUUUCCAAAUAGUUAUUUGAAGCAAUAAUCAGAAAAAGGUUGUAAUGUAUUGAGAUAAUUGCGGAAUUCGAUAGUUUUGAGAUAUAUUUAGAUAUAUGAGAUAGCUUGUCUGUGUGAGUCUUGCUUCGAUCAAGAGACUUCAUUGAGUUAAUACAUUAAUGCAGCAGAUAAUUAAUAUUAUAUGUCUUUUUAUCGUAUAUCAAUUAUGGCAACUCGGCUUGAAUUAUCCUUAAACAGCUUCGGCGAUCAUAUCAAAGUAUAGAAUUUUGUUCUAGGGCAUAAUAUAUGUGUAUUAAAUUUGCAGGCUUUAUACAAUAUAAAUUAAAUUAAUGGACAUUAUUCGUAAAAAUGAAGGCGUAUUAGAAAAUAAUUAUAAAAAUUAAAUUGAUAUUAAACAAUACUUGUUAAUGCAGCAGAAAAUUAAGUGUCGAAGUUAGUAUAACUAAAUAUGUAAAUAUAAUUAAAUAUAAAAUACAAUUUAAUAGUUGAAUAAAUAAAGCAAAACAUUCGAGCAUUUAUUGCCAGCCGCAAUAUUUCCUAUAAAAGGUAUGAAAUGCUACCUUGAAUAGUUCCUUUUCAAAUAAACGAAGAAAAACUCAAAUAUUUACAGCAAAUAAAAAUCGAACGAACUUGUUGUUAAGAGCCAAAACGAAAUGCUCAAAUCUAUAACUUAUUUAUUUUUACUAAUUCUAUUUAAAUAAGUAAUUUAGUUAACAUAAAGUUGGAAAUAUUUCAGCGAAAUACUACUAUAAAACUUAUUCCGCUAAAAAACAUAUCACAAUAUGAACUAUUUAAAUAUCUAAGCAAUUUAUUGCGAAAUUAGUCUAAAUGUCCGAGCGAUAUUAUGUAAAUAUUGUUGUAUAUACUUAAAAUAUAAUAAUUUACCAUCAUUUGUGUCUUAAUAAAUGAAGUCAAUAAUGAGUUGAAAUAUUAUUAUUAAUUUCAAAAUAAAACAAAGAACGAACGAAAACAAA